AUGGCGUCAACUCCAUCCCCGGCCAUCCCUCCCUCCCUCCCUCCCUCCCUCUCACCUGCUCGAGGAGACCACGGGGAGUCCCAGUUUGCUUCGUUGCUCACCCCCAACCUCCCCGUUCUUCCACCGGAAGGCGGCGCGACGAGGACGGUGCGCGAGAUGAGAGCAGCUGGUCCGGCGGGGCUCCCCCGAGCUCUGUUUCUUUUCCUCCUCUCGGCGGCGACUCUGAACUGUUGUCUCCAGGGCCCGGGAGCCCACGGGCAGUCUCUCCCCAGGAGGAACGUGAGUUAUGCCAUCCUCCUCCGCUCUGCUCCUCCUCGCAGUGGGAUCGCCAGGAGCUGCUCUCUCUCUCUCUCUCUCUCUCUCUCUCGCUCUCUCUCUCAAUCUCAACUUCUCUCUCGUCCUCUCAAGCCUGGAGGGUGUGGCGACCAUCGCUCAGCUUUCUCGGGGCAAAAAAUUUCCUCUCUUUGCCCGCAUCGAGUAAGAAAUUCCCUAAGAAAUCUCAAAACUUUCAAAACAUAUUCAGAUACAGAACCAUCUUCGACCUCCAUUCGCAAUAAUGCCGAUAUCAGGAAUUUAUUUUUCCAUUAUUACAAAAAGUAAAACAUUAUUAUAGAUACUAUUUAUUCCCUGUAACUGCAUCUCUCUCUCUCUCCCCUCUGUAUAUAUAUACAAAUAUAUGUAAUUCUAAUAACCGCCGGUGGCAACCGCGCGGGAACGUUCAGUCGAAGCGCUCCAGCAGAUCGCUUUAAAGCUGAAGAUAUUGGAGUGGGACUUCGACAAAGAUCCUUGCACCCAAUGGCCAAAGGAAAGCAGUGACCUCUACGUCCACAAUGUCACCUGCCAGGAAAUCACCACGACCACCACGAACGCGACCACGAAUGCGACCACGAACACCACCGCCUGGCAUGUCGUCAGCAUGUAUACCCCAGCCGCUGUCCCCUCCUGAGUGGCAUUCCCGUUAUCUGGUCUCGUCGAUGUCCGACUAUAGCUGAUUCGUUUUUGUUGGGACGAAAUUGUGCUCAGCGAAAUCAAGGGGGCUAAUAUGACCGGGGUGCUGCCGGAUGAGUUCGGCAGGCUCAGUCACCUAUCCUCGAUGUAAGUUCGCCGUCCAAAUGUCUUGUGUUUCUCCAUUCUUUCUUUCGAAAAUUGAGGAACCAAACCCCGCUCUCAAUUUUUGUAACCUCUGAAUCGGCGGAACUGGACAGUGACCUCUCUCGGAACUACAUCAAAGGCUCCAUACCCGCCGCUAAUUGGACUUCCCUUCCCCUGAAAAUCUUGUAAGUCACCACCAUUCCGAUCCUUCCAUCCCCGUCAACGCAAAGUCGAUUUCUUUAUUCCGCAUUCUAGGAGGUGGCUGAUCUAACCAAGGGCUUUGUUGUUUACCAUUGCAGAAACCUUCUGGCAAACCGUAUCUCAGGUGCGAUUCCUGAGGAGAUAGGCAAGAUUGGAGCGCUUGAAGUCCUGUAAGGACGUUAUAUCCUGUUCGUUGAAGACAUUUUAUCACUAACCGGAAUUAUAUAUUGGUAAUAGAUGUUGAUCGACAUGUUUUAUUCUUAUUGCAUGCUUUAAUUGAAGUUUCCUGGAGAGCAAUAUGCUGCAAGGGCCUCUUCCUCGUACCCUCGGAAGUUUGACCAACUUAAGCAGACUGUAAGCGCAUAGUUUACGGAAGAUUGUUCUCCAUUAAUUGAAUUGUCUCCUUUACGUGAAUCAAAGAGAAGAGAAGAAACUGUAGGUAGAAUCAUCGUAACUUAUGUGACUAGUUAAAGAAAAUAAGUGACACCGGUUUACGCCAUUUCAGCCUUCUUCCCUGCAACAACUUUUCCGGUGAGCUUCCAGAAACACUGGGCAACCUAAGGAACUUGACAGACGUGUACGGUUCCUGCUCUUAUAUUUGUUGGAUUCUAUCAUGAAAUUAGGAACUAUUUUAGAAUUAAUUAUCGGUGCGGGGUAAUGUUUUUCAGUAGGCUAGAUGGAACCGAGAUAUCAGGGAAGAUACCAAGCUUCAUUGGGAACUGGACCAAACUAGACAGACUGUAAGCUCACCUGUCUUUAUGUUUCCUUUCCCAGCGCAGUUUAUCAUCUGAAGAGGAUAUGCUUACUAUAUGGCAUUCUCAUUGGGUAUAGUACAUUUUUCUAAUCUCGCAGUGACAUGCAAGGAACACUUAUGGAGGGUCCAUUUCCACCCGAGUUCUCUUUAUUGCAGAGCAUAACGGAGUUGUGCGUGUGACUCUACUCUUUUCCCGUAAUCAGGGCCGUUGUCUGUGGUAGUUCAGUAUAGUGAUAAUAGAUAUGUUGGCUUUCCUUUUGUAGGAGAGUCUCUGACCUGAAAAAUGCGGGCGGUAGCUUCCCUCCCCUUGAGAAACUGAUAAAUCUGGAACAAUUGUAAGACUGCGAACGGCAUUUAUCCAUCCGCAUUAAUAUACUUUUGACGAUUUGUUGAUUGGUUUUCUGUGUGAACAAUGUCAGGGUCCUCCGAAAUUGCUCAAUUUCUGGCAGCAUCCCGGAUUACAUUGGCACAUUUACUAAACUGCAAACCCUGUACAGCUCCUUGAACCCAAAUGUUUGCAUAAUAUAUGUUGUUUAAAUGGUGAUCAUGUUUGCAUUUGACAGUUUUGAGAUAUUUUAGGCUAAAAGUCAGUUUCUAUGAUGCCCUGAACGAGCGGUGAUAUGCUGCAUCUUUGCAUGGGUUAAGAACAUCUGCAUGUGAUUGGCAUGCUUAUGUUAGGGCUCAGCAGUGUCUUAGGGCACUACCCAGAAUAACUUUGGACUUCCUCCCAUGAUGUAUAUUCUUGAUUUGAAGCCAUCAGUGAGCAUGGAUUUGAGUACAAUCCUCUUUUUCUGGUCUGUUUAUUUCCCAAACGAAGUUUAGGCGUCGAUCUUGGCGCAUAUAUUUGAUCCAGGAACCCUUGUCUGACGAUAGUACGUACAUUGCCAUUGAUGUGGUCCUUCAUAGCGUAGUUGCUAAUUUCUCCUCUUCACCGCAAAUUGUUUCAAAAAAAGGCUGUAGUUGAAAACUUAGAUAUAUCAUAUGCCAGCAAAGAAGUCUGAUGCACAAAUUAUCAGAGGUAUGUAAAUUAAUUCAGAUCUGCACUCCAUUCUGGGGUGGAACGUACGUUAAUAAAUGAGAAUGUGGUCGUUACAAUUUUAGUGGUAUCAACCUUAGCAAUUAUUCCAUGGUAUGUACCUGCAAACAACCCUUAACAGGUUGGGAAUUUUUACUAACCUUAAUAUUAAGAACUAUUCACAGAAAAUGAAUGAUUUUUUUGGUUAAAAUUCUUGCACUCUUUUGGACUGCAAACUAGAACAAUUGUUGAUGUCAUGUUUACUUGCACACUUAUUCUGCAUCAAUGAUUUCAUCCGCUCUUCUGGACUUCAAACUAGAACAAUUUUUGAUGUCAUGUUUACUUUGCACGCUUAUUCUGCAUCAAUGAUUUCAUGCAGCCAUUGCUCAUACUUUUUGAUAAACCUGUGCUGCGGAGAUCUGAGCUUUAAUAAUUUCACGGGUGAAAUACCAGGAAACUUUGAGAAUCUUAGAAGGUUAACAACUAUGUAAGUGACUGUGUUCGCUUUACUCAAUGGUUCAACUAAAUAACCUGCCGAAAAUCAGGACAUCCAUACCUUUUUCUUUGUAUGCAAUAUUUUCGUAAUAAUUUUAUCAUAUUGCACAUUUUUAAUUUUUCAUCAUCAGGUACCUUACAAGCAACAAACUUACGGGAUCAAUACCUGAUUGGAUUAAGAGAGGCAAACAAAAUAUGUACGUUUGUCUUGCUGGAAAUUUCUUAAAUUUCAUGUCCGAAUAAGUUUUUGGUUGCGUAAGAAUCAUCUUCACAAUAUAACGUUAAAAUUUCAGAGAUAUCUCUUACAAUACAUUCACCGAUGUUUCAUCUGCGCCAGAUAACUGUGAGCAAGAAUCAACGUAAGCAUGUUUUUGUCUGGCGGACAUAUGGAAUUGAAUUCUUGUUUUUGGAAGUAAAUAAGGUUUACAUUACUUGCAGGAACUAUGUUGCCAGCUUUUCGUCGACCACAAGUGACUCGUAGGUUUCUGACAUUGUUGAAGUACAUAUUAUAUUAUGGGUAUCUCAGGUGUCCAAAUCAUUAAUUCUCUCCAUUUAACCUUUGCAGGAUAGCGUCAUGUUUAAGAAAGGACCUCCCGUGUGAUGGCACACCUAAAAGUGGGUAUAAAUCUCCUUUCUAGGAACAACUUCUUGACCUUUCAGUUGGAUUUUUUCUUUUGCGGGGUUGGAGUAAAACAACCCUAUGAUUUGAAAGUCUGACUUACGAACAUGACGUUCUCUUGAUUAAUUUUUUAUUUAACUUUUUGGAAUUUCUGCAGACUAUAACCUUUUCAUAAAUUGUGGAGGCGAAAGUGUGACUGUUGACGGCAACGAAUAUGAACGUGACACAUCACCGGAAGGCGCAUAUCCAAGUUUAAGCUUUCUAGCAGCGGAAAGUGGGCUUAUAGCAGUACAGGAAACUUUAUUGGGGGAGGAAGCGACGCAUCAUUUGUAGCAGAAGCUACAUCAUUAUUGACAAUGACCAAUGCAGAAUUGUACAAAACUGCUCGUUUGAAUCCGCUCUCUCUAAAAUACUAUGGUCUAUGCUUGCAGCCAGGAAGUUAUACAGUCCAACUGCACUUUGCUGAAAUAGUUUUCACUUCUGGCCGGACAUUUGUCAACGUUGGAAGGCGUGUGUUCGAUGUAUCAAUCCAGGUCAUUUAGAUUCUUUGGACUUACAAUCUUGAUGAAUGCAUAUAGUUUAUUAUUCCUCUUAUCCUACAGACAUCCAUGAUACUGUUUUCGAUGACUUCCGGACAAUCAUUCCUGAUUAUUUUAUCCCACAAUGUCACCCACGUUGGUCAUUUAGUGUCAUAUCUGCUGAUUCUUAUCUUUGCUUCGUUCAAACAUGCGGCUGUGAAUGAAGACAGGAUACAUGAUAUCAUUUGUUGCAUAGGAGAAAUCAUUUUUGUAACACUUUUCAAUUGUGUAUUGGUAUUCAGCUAUUCCCUUUUCUCUUUUCAUGGGUGUUUGUUUCUGAGUACUUGUGCAUUGUACUAUAGUCUUUGUCUUUCUUCUCAAUCCUCUCGUAAUACCGUCAAUGACUCGUUGGGGGCGAAGGAUACCAUUCAGGCACCGGUUGAAGGCCCGUUCUGUCCUCAACAGCCUCAGGAGCACUGUGACACUCCCAGAACCUCACGAACACAUGGAGAGAUCCAGGGCAGACAGAGGAAAGCGUCUGCAUAGGAAGGUGUCGAAAGGAGGAAGAUCUAAACGGAGAAGGUUCUCCAGGCCUCUCCCUCUAUAAAAGGGGAGAAUUUCGCUCUCCGCAAGACAAGAGAACUGAAGAAGAAGACGGAGACUGCGGAGAGGGUCUAAUAUGCAGGAGAGGGGAAGCUCCGGAGUGAGAAGGGCAGUGCUCAUAGGGAGCUGAGGAGGCUGUGGUGCGACGGCAACAGGAGACAAGUCGGCUGUAGGCUGAUAGAGAGCUGGAAGCCGGUAAUACGAGAAGAGCGAUCCCGUUGGGAUCUUCUCCCUCUUAUGUACGUACUUCUUGAGGUAAUACAAGUACCUUGGUGAACUCCCUCGCAGCAGGUUCUUGGUGAGUUCCGCAGGUGACGUUGAAGGGUGCUCGACGUUGACUGAGCAACGGUCGAGGCCAGUCUCGGGCGAGAAAAAGGCCAGAAACCUAGAGCCACCGGAGCCUAGCACCAAAGAGGGGGCUACACUCCAUUAAAUCGGGCCUCUAAAGGAGAUGGAGAGAGAUAUUUUAUCAAAGAGGUGAAUUUGGGUCUUUCUAGGGUUUUGUUAGGGUUUACUAUAAGACAGAUAUUGGGGCAUAUUGAGCUGUUUUGGACCCAAUACUAUUAAUGGGCUGGAUGUUGGGCGAGUGAGUUUGGGUCAUCGAGGUGUUGAUUCAAGCAUCAGUGCUUGACAGAGACGGCGGCAUCCACAAGUGAGGAUGGUGGUAGCACAGGUGGCAGCCGUUCUUCAGGAGAAUCGGGUGAAGAUGCGAAGGAGUGAUGAUUUUGAUUGUUGGGAUGUGCAGUCUGAAGGUAGUAGGGAUGGUGAGUGAGAACUAAACGGGUAUAUUCAUUUGAUCUGAUUGAAUCUUUUGUCACCAGAACUGCAUUUGUGUAGUUUGGAACUUAGGGUACUUUGAUGUCUUCUAGUUGAGAUUUGGAUCAUCAUCAAAAGAAAUGAAAACACGUAGUAUUGUGUUAGGAUUUUGGAGUCUUAUGCAUGGUACUAGAGUACAUAUAAUGGAACAGUUUGUCUCUUUGUAGCGCUUUAGCUCACUGGCUAUUCAAUGGAGAGGGAGGGUGAACAACGAGGUAAAAAUGAUAUUGGUAUUUCAAUCCAAGGUUAAGUGAUGCUCAAUUGUUUUUUGAGGCUUUGAUGAAGACUCGAGAAUGAUUUUUAGCUAGUGGAAUCAAUUUUUGAUAGGAUUUUAAGAGUGGAUUAGGGUUUAACAGAGGUAUGAGAGAAGGGAUUGUUAGCAUUUUUUAUAGGAAUAAUGUUUAAAUGGCUUUCAUAGAGGUCAAAUUUGAAGUGGGUUGUUUACUAUAAAAUUGAAAUUUGAUUUUGACAGUCACUUAGUGCCGAUCAGUGAUUUGUAUGUGUGAAUGAGGGCAAUAUGUGUCAAACAUUGUUGUGGCUUAUGUGCCUGCCUUUUGUGAGUUGAUAUAAUCUUAGGCUUACUUGAGAAUGGGUUGACUCAUCUUGUAGUGAGUGAGUUGGCUAACUCAUUUAGUUCAUAUUUUUUGUUCACACGCUUCGUUUUUGAAUGAAUGAUAUAAUUUUUAGCUAAAUUUAUCACAUUAGCAUUGUCAAUGAAUUUUGUAAAUACUAUAACUCCAUAAUCCUAUCAACUUAAUUAAAAUAAUUUAGGCACAAUAGUUACCAAUUAAGACAUUAAACUUAAGUUUAGGAUAUAGAAACUAAAUUUUGCUGCUUAGAAAAGAAAGAGAUCAGUGAUCCUUUUUACGAAUAAUCAUGAUCCAAUUGUGAUUUUUCUACCAGUUCAAUGUCUAGUGAAGUUUGAAUUUUAAUUAUCCAAUCAAAUUCAAGUUGUAAUAUUUGUGAUACCAUAUUUCAAGUUGCAUGAUAAAUGACUUACAUGCAUUUCAUACCACUUAUAUGUGGUUCCUUAUGGUAGCCUUGAAAUCAAACACAUAAAAAUAGUAAACAACUUAUUGUGUCAUCAAACAUUUAAAUAUAAUGUAGCACAAAUCAUACCUAUACAAUACAUUAAAUUUAUUAGUUUAAUCCUACGGGUAUGCUUUUGGACUUCAAUCAAUCCAUUUUGAAUUUCUUAAGUAAUUCUUUAGUAUAUUUUUCUUGAGUGAUGAUUUUUUUUAGUGGGUCCACAUCAUUUGAUUGGGUUGACACGAACAUUUUUGAAUUAACACAAACUAGCUCGUCAACACAAAGUAUUAACAUGUGUAGUACAUUAAGAUUUAUAGUGGUAUGAUUUUUAUUAGCUUAAGUCUACUUGCCAAGAGACGGAGGCUGCGGGAGCGACGGGAGCGAGCGCAUCGCGGCUGGCGGUAGGUGGCGGCAGAUGGAGCGAGGGGAGAUGGCGGAAAGAGACGGAGGCUGCGGGAGAAGGCGGAGAGAGAAGGAGGCUGCGGGAGAAGGCGGAGAGAGAAGGAGGCUGCGGGAGAAGGCAGAGAGAGAAGGAGGCUGCGGGAGAAGACGAAGAGAGAAGGAACGAUGGGCGAAAACAGAGGGAAACGUGGAGCGGUUGGAGGGGGCGGAACGGAAGACAGAGCAAUGGGAAACGGCGGAAAAAGGUGGAGGGUUCAGAGGUAUAGAGAGAAGAUUGGUGCUGAUGUUCGUCCUUUGAGCCCUCAGGAUUUUUUCCUCCUCUCGGAUCCUUAUAUUCCGCCAGGAUCAGGCGUUUUUCACUGCAAGAAGGGGAAGAACAAGAGUGCACGCUUCAAAACGACUUACAUCUAUCAGGGUGGAUACCCCGGAUCCUGGAAAAUGCCUUGUCCUGCUAGCUAGCCACUGCUAGAACACGUCCAGAAUAAGGCGGGAAAAGAGAGAGGAAGAGAGUAUUAAUACAGGGGGUAUAAUCACUAAAAUGCCCUCCUAUCAUUUAUCGACUUUUCUCCAUGCCAUUUCUUCCUUUUUUUUUCUGAUUGGUUGAGAGCUCCCAUGACCUGAAUUUCGUGCUUCUCUUUAAGAGGAAAAUUACAAGGGUUAGUGGAUGACGACAAAACGUGGCCCACAUCCCUCUAACUGAUCCUCUGAAGCCCAAAACCAGAACUGAUCCAUUCUGACCCAACGAAUAAGUUUUAAGAUCCCAUGGAGAGCUCCAGGCCACUGGUAGUUAUUCCAUUUAGUUCUUGUAAAUUUCUGUACACAUGGAACCUGAGAAUAUUUAUUAAUAAUAAAAUUACUCGACUUCAUAGAAGUCAAGCAUAGUAAAUCAAAAACAUACAUAAUAUACAUGAAAUGAUAUUCAAAUAAAGUUCAGAAAUAUUCACAUAAUUUAAUUGAUAUCAUGAUAUAUUCAGAAUGUAGAUGGUUAAACUCAUAUCAAAUGCAUAGAAUUGUGGGCGCAUUUAUCAUGUUAUCAGUCACCAUGACAAGACUCAGUCAAUUAAAACUGGUUUCCAAAGAGAAGAUUCAAUGCCGAGCGUUAGAGGACUCCCUGUCUCCCCCUCUCAUACGUCGUCUUUUUCGGAUAGCACGGUGGACUCGGUGGCCUCACUCUCGGACUGGCCAGAGGAAACCUCUUGGUCAUAUUCUUGGAAGUUUCACCGAGUUAAAGCGACGUGGAGACUUCCUCUUAUCUGUGUCCAACAUACGCGGACGGAAUCAUGGCGACGGACGAAGCAAGUCUGGCGACUUGCUGCACGCCACGCCAGACCUAUCGAUUAGGACUGAGACGCUACUUUUUCAAGGGUGGGUGGACUUGUUGGGUUUCACCAGGCUGCGGAGGAUAUCUCUUGAUGUAGAGGGCAAGUAGUGGAAGAGAUGAGGAGGGCGCGCCGCAUUUUUUAAGGCUAGUCCUCCUGGAUUAGACGCAAUGGGACUGCCCGUUUGACGAAGCGAGGGGCUCUGAAGCAGGUCUGAGAGUCUGCAAUGGCCACCUUCUUCUCCGGGGAUAUGGGAGAGGAAAGACCUCCUUCCCUGGUUAAUUGCAGACGAAAUUAAUUGCAGGGUGUUGGACCGAUAAAGUCGAGCUUGGUCUCUACAUUCGCGGCGCUUGCAUCAUCUGUGUCUCGUUUAACCAACAAGAAGAUGAGCACACGGCGUGGUGGCCUUUCUGUGACGUCACUGGUUCUGAAGGUCCAGCAUGUCGCACGACGAUGCUACGAGGUAAACGAUGAUUUGAAUCCUUUUGAUCCCGUGAUCCUCACUCACCAUUUUGGCGAGGCCAGAGAAUCUCUCCCAUACGACUGUGGUGAAAUCGAUGAAGCCGAAAGAAGACGAUGAGCACCAAGUCUAUGGUCAUAAAUUUGCUCUGCGAGCCCAAGGUUUCAAUGGCCUCAGUCGAAGGACGGCAGUGUAGAACACGUCCAUCUUAGAUAGAGACACGCCGCGAGUGCUUCCAGGAGUCGUCGGUCGUCGGUCGUCGGCCGUCGCUACGCGGAAGAUCUCUCUCCGACGACUUACCUCACUCCUCAAGAGGGAACUGGACUACAAAGCCUACGUAGAAACCCCAUCUCUUCCUUCCUGAUCCGCUCGUCCUCCCUUCCGCGGCAACCCACGCGGAGCAGCCAUGACAGGUCGUCCUCCAAGUCCGCCUUGCGGCUGCUACGUCUUCUACCUCCUCUUCCUCCUAGCCCACUCUCUACCCCUCCCUUCUCGAGGUCUUUCUGUGAGACACACCGAGAUCCGGCAGUGCAAAAUCUACGACUUCGGAGACGGCUUACAAAUCAGGUACCCUCUGUGGAUCCAAGAAAAUUCAGUGGAGGACAUUGUCUGUCGGUAUUAUUGUUUACAUGUCGAACACACGGACGGAUACCCAGUCCUCCAACUGGGAAGACACAAGUACAUGGUCGCCAACGUCAGCUACGAAAAGGCCACCAUCAUCACCCUCAAGGCCCUCCGCCAAAGUGAUCACGGCGGCCAGAGCUCAAGAUCCACUGAGGCCAACGAUUUCCCUAAGUUUCAGGUCGAGUGUUUCUCCGUCUCCGCUCUUUGUAACAUCUCCUGCCUUGAGAGAGGCGAGGGGAGGUUCGAAUCCAUGAAACCAUGUCAAGACGGCAACAGCGGCAUCGGCGAGGAGAUGCCGGGUCUGAAAGGAGACACCAGACACCACAGCGUAGCUCCGUCGGUGUCAGACUACAUGGACUUUUGCGUGGAGGAGGAGGGUCUCCAGGUCGUGUGGAGAUCAGCCCCCGAUCUCGACAAGAACUGCAGCCAUUGCGAGAAGGAAAAUGAGAAAUGCCUGUACAACCGGACAGCCCAGCAGUAUCAUUGUAGCUGCUCCACCGGCGAGGGAAAGAACCCGGCUUGCGGAUCCAAGAAAGGUACGCUAACUCUCACACCAUCUCUUCUCGCUCCACGGAUUUACAUAGGUUUUAAGAUUUUAUGGGCAUCCACAGUGCCCAAGAAAAGUCUGAUUUUUAUUUUUCAUAGGAAGUACAGCAGUAGCUGUUCGAGCUAGAUAUAAUCAAGCACUAGAAUAAGGCUGAAUGCUUAGAUUCUUAUGGGUUCGUAGCCCCAUAAAUAGGCAUGCUUUUCGGGCAGCGAGGUCUUCAUUCGUUGGGCCGCUCGGUCGUAUGCUAGGUUUCUGGUCCAUAAGGGCCACAGAUUUGGAAAGGUCCAUACGGGCUGUGCGUGUGGCCCAUCGGGAGGAGAUUUGGCUGGGACUGUGUCCGUUUUGUCCGUCGGGGCUCCUCCUCCUGGCCAGUGUCCGAUCAAAAUCGAAUCUUUGGGCCGGCCUAUGAACGGUUUAGUCCCCACCGGCAUGGCAGCUCACCGUUGACCUGCGGGUCAACGCCAUCAGUCGUCAGCGGAAGAGAAAAUCUAGAAGGUGGCACCACGCUCUGCUGGCCUCCACGUAGUACCCAUUUGCCGAAUACUUUUCCGCCCACAGGAAUCCUGCCCUGGCGGUUUCGUCAACGCAUGGCGUGAAAGACCACGCGAGCCUCUCUGGUUGGGGUGGAUCUUCUCUUAGCUGCCCCGCCGCCAAAGGAGAACAGAAACCAUGGGACCGACCGAGAAGAAGACUCCCUCACCUUCCUUCCCUUUCUCGCGGCCUCCUCUUCUUCCUCCUCCCCAUCCCUAAACUGUUUGGCCGCGGCCCAGCAAGCUGGAGAAGCAACAAUGUCCGGUGCCCGUCUUCAUCCUCCGCGCUCCUCUUCCUCCUCCUGGGCCUUCCCCAUCUUCUUCUUCCUCCUCUCCCAAUCGUCUUCCGGAGCAGACGUCGGCAGCGGGAGCUGCCUCCCCCAUGACUGCGGCGACGGCGUGGAGAUCAAGUACCCUCUAUGGUACAACGACAGCACCGCCAUAUCCAACGCCUCCACAAAUGAGACCAUCUGUGGGCAUCCCGAUUUGGGGAUCCGCUGCCAGGACAACAAACCGUUGCUCCACCUGGGUGGAGACAUCUACCAGGUCGCCGCCGUUGAUUACGAGGAGGGCACCAUCACCCUCAAGGACUUGGACCUGCUGGGUGAUGACUGCCCCCGGGCUAGGCAUAAUCUGACCUUGAGUCCCAACAUCCCGCUGGUUGCUCGAGACGUCAGUUACAUCUUCUUCUUCUUCAACUGCUCCGAGAAACCCAUCUUCCCCUGGUACGAAACUCUUUAUCCCCUCACCUGCCUUGGCGACAAUUCCUACGGCCUCCAGUGGAACAUAUCCGAAACUCCGUGGAACGCAAUUUGGGGUGUUUGGGGUGUUUGCAAUGCAAGUGUGGUGUCGCCGGUGAAGAAACCAGACGAACAACGUUGGAAUCUGACCACAGAUUUUACGAGGAUAGUGCAAACCGGUUUUCCUCUGGCACUGAACUUAUCGGAGGCGGCCAAGUGCCGCGAGUGCCAAGGGAAAAAUUGGACAUGCGGGUACGUUCGCAACAGGACUAUCACAGCUUUCGCGUUCGCCUGCCUCUGCAACAGAGAGGGUGGAACUUGUACAUCUGCAUCAGGUAUGCUUCCAGAUCUCAUCUCGUUUUCACGGAUCCAUAGAUUCGGAUUGCCCGGGUUAUCUCCCUGGGGGGGGGGGGGGGGGGGGCACGCAGAGAAAGACACCAAAAUUCAGAUGGUUCGCGCGCCACCAUUGAGGGGGAGGAUUAGGGUACACGAGACAUGAUGGUGGCAGACGAGACAGGGGGGAGGCGGAAAUCGGCUGGAGGAAAGGUAACGUCUUUGAAGCCGGGUGGGUUGCUUGGAGGCGCCUCUGCUAUCGCAGUGGUUCGCCCAUUAUCAGCAAGGCCAACAACCUCUCCAUCCUAAUCAAGGAUUGGGUCGAUCCUUCGUCUUGGUCGUAACAGUGACGGCAAAAGCAACGCGAUCAGACGAGGUAAGACGGACCGUUUCUCUCAUGCCGUCGCUGUCGACCACUAACCCACUUCUUUAGCGAGAGAGAGAGAGAGAGAGAGAGAGAGAGAGAGAGAGAAUUUAUCUUGACUUCUCUCUCUCUCUACCUCUGCAUCUAAAGGUAGGAUUUUCAAGGGUGCGCGUCACUGUGGGGCUUUUAAACUGAGGGGAUUUCGGUUUGAUUAUUCAUAAAGAAUUGCCGGAGAUGGCUCGGAGAAGGUUCCUCCGACGAGCUUAGGAAGAAGCUAGGCACCACAGAGAGCACCCAGGUUUUCCAGGAUUUGCAGGAUUACGAUCGGUACCUCGGAGGUAGUAUGUUGACCUGGUCAUUAAAUUUGGUUGUCGGGCGCUGUCAGUCCGAGAGAUAAUACCUGCAAGUCUUGGAUCUUUAGAGGCAGUGGGUAUCCCGCCAUCUCUGUGAGCGUUUUGAAGGAGAGGGAAGGCCGUUGGAUCUUUAGUCUCCCCUUUCCUCCUGGUGGGCGUUGAAUUCUUUUCACCAAACCCGCAGUUUGCCGGCGGCUUUGACGUCGUGUCCCUCCCACAACCCAUUGGAGAAGGCAGCGACCGAGCCCUCUUCUCCGCCGCCACCUUCCCCUCCUCAAUUCGCCGCCUAUUUCUCCCUCUACUGUGCUCGAGGAGACCCCUUGGGGCUUCCCUUCGGAACUCUGUGCCAUGCUUCUCCUCCUCCUCCUCUUCUCUCUCUUCGCCGGGAUUCCCCCGGCGCUGAGCGACCUGCGAGAGUACGCCGAUUGCCGGCAUCCUCUCCGUCUGCUCUGCGGCGUGUGGAAAUUCAACAUCAGCUACCCCUUCACGGCGGCGGGGCGGCCGGAAUACUGCGGCUUCGGGGAAAAGUACAGGGUGAGAUGUGUAGAUGACGCUCUGGUAGUCGAGAUCAGCGGGAAGAACUACCUCGUCAGCGAGAUCAACUACGAAACCAACGUCCUCAGCGUGGUGCCGAAAGAUAGUUGCCCCUUACUUGAGCUCGUCUCCCUGGACCUGGGCUCUCUUUUCGAGUACGCCUCCAGCAAUCUCAACGUUACGCUCUACAACUGUUCGAUAACAGAACGUCUCCAGCAGCAAAGGUUCGCUUGCCUUCCCUUCGCGGAGAGCGAGUUCUACCUCGUUCUAGAUGACCCUCUGGCGGAGAGUCCUGCCAAGGAUCCGUCGUGCAACUCGAUGGGUAGCGUACCAGUACGAAGGGGGCCCGUUGAAGUGCCGAACUUGGACCCUUUUUUGUGGUUCGACGUGAGGUGGAAGGCGGGGGAGAGCUGGUGCAGGGACUGCGUCGACUCUGGGGGAGUCUGCGGGUACAAUUCCUCCCAGUCCGAUGCGCAGUUCUGCUACUGUAAGGAAUCCUCAUCCUUGGGCAGAUGCACAGAGACUAGAGAUAAAGGUACGCCCCCUCUGAGACUUCUAUCUCCACCACCGUCGUCGUCGUCGUCGUCUUCCUCCUCCGCCUCCUCCUCCUCCUGCUCUUCGAGCCGUUUCGCUUCCUCCCUCUCUUUUAGUGGACGUCGUUUAGGCCUCUCGGGUGCUUGCCCAUCAGCUGAAAGUCCACCUUGUGCGAGCUUCUGGCUGACUCCGGCGUUGAAUCUGGUGAGCUUCUGCUUCCCCUUCUGUCCUCGAGUUUUAGGUAUUCCGUCAAUCAUUUGGAUGCCCCGGGGGGCCUUAUGUCUCCUCUCUCUCUCUCUAUCAGCCCGUGUUAGCUAGCAGUCCAUGUUGGAUCAGACAUGUUCAGAAGCCUCUAUCCACACCACAACCUCUCUCUUUCGAUCACUCACUCUUCUUCUUCUGAGAAGAAAGAUGGCCAAGGAUUCAAAAGGAAGCGGGUCAGCACCUGCCAAGCGUGACCAGAUCAAGCGUUGACUUCGCCGUGCCCACCAGUCUGCUUGCUUCAUAAAAAUCUAGGGCAAGGUCACCUCAGAUUCGAUUUUGUCCGUGCAAAGGGGGUACUUUCGCUACUGGUGAUCGGACGGUAGCGUUUCAAGCCCUACUGCAAGCAAGGUUUGACUUUGGAACUAGCCGCCGGGUUUCAUGGUCGGAGUCCCACCUGUUAACGUCACGCCUUCAACCACGAGCAGCAUCAGCCACAGAAAUCUGAGGAAGAAGUCCCCCGUGUCCUCCCUCCGCCCAUUACCUUCCUCUCCCCUUCUCUUCUUCCCCUGGAAUGGAUUCAUCGAGCCUGCCCACUGAUUCUCCUCUGCAGAUGAAGAUGCCCACUCUGACCGCAUGGUCAAAACUAACAGAGCUCUCCCUGAGGCUCGCCCUCUCCUCUUUCCUCCUCUCCUCUCUGGCCUGGGCCGCUGACCUGCCGCCGGACGACUGCUUGCCGAGGCACUGCGGGAAUGGGGUCAACGUGAGUUACCCUUUCUGGCUGGACGGCUUCCAACCUUCCCACUGCGGUUUUCCUUCUUUCAAGCUCACCUGCCGGGCAGAUUUCCCAGUCGUCCGCAUCUUCGAAGAUGAUUACCACGUUCGGAACAUCUUCUACCGCAACCAGUCGUUCCUCGUCUCCAACGUUGGCCUCUCAAGCUCAACCUGCUAUGUGCCCCGCGAUAAUCUCUCGAUUACCGCCACUCCCUUCUCCAUCGUCCCGGCCCAGAGCAGCCUCUUCUUCCUCCUCGACUGUGAGCCGAAUUCGCAGCCUCCUGGUUACGUCCCCAUCAAUUGCCGUAAUGGAAGCAAGGGCCUGUCGUUCGUCGGUAGGGAUCAAGUGAACGCAUCGGCCUGUAAAUCUGUCAUUAGCUUCCCUAUAGUUGGCCUGGGGGAUGGCGGCCUAGAGAAGUAUAAUGAUGCCCUGGAUAUCCUGAAACCUUUGUCUUUCUCUCUCUAGUUGCAAAUUGGACCUGGGUUCUGUACUGCAGAUUUAUUUUUUUUGUAUUUACUUAACGAAGUCGUGUGUUCUUCCAGCUGAUUAAGCUCUGUGCUUUGAAUCAGGGAAGAAAGGUGUUAAGAGACUUUAACAUCGUAGAAGCAGCGAAUGGGACUGGUAAGGAAGUUAUCAAGAAUUUUACUGCCCUUGUAGAGGGCAGCACAUUGGAGAUCCAUUUCAAGUGGUCUGGCAAAGGAACGAAUGUCGUUCCGUAUAGAAGUGUCUACGGGCCUCUUAUAUCAGCAAUUUCAGUAACACCGAGUAUAUACAUGAACAUGUUUUCUGCUCUCCUAUUACCAUCUGAUUGGUUGAUUCUAAUUAUUUUUUUACAUUGUAGAUUUCAAGAACAAAAAGUUUCCAGUUGGCACUAUCAUUGGUAUUGCUAUCGCUUCAACAAUAUCAGUGAUGAUGUUGACCAUGGGUAUCAUAUGGUUUUGCUUCAGGAGGAAAGCCAUUAGGAACGAUGGUGAGAUUCCAUUUAAAUUUAUCUCUAAAUAUAUGGGGUACAUGAAUCGGUGUAUCUAAAGAAAUCUUUGAGGCAGAUCUGCACGAGGCAAGUUUUGACUCUUAUCCUCUGUGUCAAAAAUUAAACUAGCCGUUUUUGCUUAUGCUAUCUUUUUUUGUAUAGAUCGUUGUAAAGGAAUCCUCAUAUCUGAUGCGAACAUAGCCAAAUCUGCAGAUAUAUAAUUUUUACUCGCAGUACUAUGUGCCAUCUGUGUAGAGAAUUUUAAAAUAAAGCAGCGGAACUUUCUGCAGUUUUGUUUUUCUUUUUUGCAACUUGUGGGGCUAUCAAGUGCACUUGAAUGAAAAGCGAAGAGCAUGGUGUUGAGUUUCGGAUGUCCUUAGAACGGCAUUUCAACCAAUAUGUCCAAGUGAUAUCAGAGACUGUUGUCCUGAUAUCUUUUUUAAUGGACCAUUCUUGUUAUAUAGCUCAAACGUCCUGGAUGGCCGAAAAGUUCAUCAAUCCCUAAACGGAUUGAUGUUCAAGGGGGUUCCUUCCAUAUUGCUUAGCUUGUGCACAAUCCUAGUUCUAAUGAAAAGAGUAGACUCUUAGUGUUUCUUCUGGUCGUUGACCUAGCAGUUGUUUAUGGUUUAAUCGAUGCGACGAAAGAGUGGCCAUCAGAUGGUCUGCAUUGGUAGGAGUGACGAAUAUUUAUUCUGAAGACUACUUGAGUAACAAAAAUGUACGUAGUAAUUUAUUGAGGAUACUAAAUUAAACUGAAGAGAACAUCGUACAUAGACUUCGUCAUAAUCUGA
This is a messenger RNA of Spirodela intermedia, 16619 nucleotides long. Lineage: Eukaryota; Viridiplantae; Streptophyta; Magnoliopsida; Alismatales; Araceae. The record is from the annotation of a GenBank genome assembly.